Molecule: messenger RNA, 957 nt
Organism: Didymosphaeria variabile
Lineage: Eukaryota; Fungi; Ascomycota; Dothideomycetes; Pleosporales; Didymosphaeriaceae
Exons: 3
Coding region: 1-957 (318 amino acids)
Biological process (GO): proteolysis
Molecular function (GO): metalloendopeptidase activity
Source: RefSeq, a predicted model, not a curated record
AUGAUUUUCCUUUCCUUCAUACUGCCGACCUUCCUGGCAGCCGCUUCCGUCUUCGACUCCCGUAGCCCUCCCUUCUGCGGCAAUCCCUUCCCGUUCACGUCCGAAAACCUCGAUGUUUUCGAAGGCCUUAUCAAUGGCUCCAUCAACGCCGAACAGGGCUCCGCCGACCUCCUCAACAUGCAGAACUAUGGUGGCCCGCGGGAAUGGCCACGCAACAAUCAGAACAAGGUCGUUAUUGAGUACUGUUUCGAUACCGAGGACGCCCGCAACAAGAUCGGCCGGCAGUUCCGCGAAGAUGGAAUCGGUGAAUGGAUGCGAGCACUGGGUGGUGAAGCGUCAAGCGCUACCAAGCACGGGUUGGUCUUCGAGGAGACCUUGGAUGCGAACGGUCAGCCGCUGUUCUGUAUAGACCCCGAUUCCGAUGGAUGGAACCCGAAGAUAGACUACAACACAGUAGUGGUUCAGUGGUCGUACGUUAAACAUUUCGUUGCCGCUGCGACUGUCGGCUUCGUUGGUUUUAUUUCAGGCGACCCUCCGGUACCCGGAAUCCACAUGAUCACCUUCGGGGAACGCUAUCAUUAUCCUGCAAUGGUCCACGAACUCGGUCAUAUACUGGGCAUGGCACAUGAGCAUCAACGCAAGGACCGUGACGGCUGGGUUGCAUACCGCUGCCAUAACGUCAAGGACUUUUACCAAAUCUUUGAGAAGUUUAGAGCUGAGAAGCCCGACGCAACAUGGAGUGAUCUCUGCGACAGUAUCAUCAAUUCACUUAGGAUGGAAUUCGGAGGGUUGAAUUUCAUACGCCAGUAUUCCGCUGGAGAUCCACGAUCCCGUGAAGGUCGUUAUCUGAUAUGGGAAGUUGCAGACUACGGUGAACCAUACGACCCUGCCAGCGUCAUGCACUAUCCGAGUGUUGCGUUUAAGGCAGGAUUCCGCUGGAGAUCCACGAUCCCGUGA